This is a messenger RNA of Gordionus sp. m RMFG-2023, 2464 nucleotides long. RefSeq names its product histone H4 transcription factor-like. The transcript has 10 exons. Gene Ontology annotation, biological process: regulation of transcription by RNA polymerase II. Gene Ontology annotation, molecular function: chromatin insulator sequence binding. Lineage: Eukaryota; Metazoa; Nematomorpha; Gordioida; Chordodea; Parachordodidae. Gene Ontology annotation, cellular component: chromosome. The record is from RefSeq and is a predicted model, not a curated record. The coding region runs from base 1 to 1905 and encodes 634 amino acids.
AUGGACAAUGUAAGAUCAAAACGGUUUGUAGCUAAAUUUAAUCUGGAUUGUGAAUGGAAUGCGUGUAAGGAAAAUUAUAAUGAUUUAAAUCCAUUUUUUAUCCACGUCAAAUCGCAUAUCUUUGAAAUUGUUAUCGAUUAUAAAGAAAUUGUCAAUUGCAGUAAAGAUUAUCAAUCAGAAUAUACAUGCCUAUGGCGAAAUUGUAAUUUUGCUACAAAGCUAACAUCUGAGUUUGUCAGACAUGUAUUAUUCCAUGCCUUUCAUUCUAAAUUAAAAUCUAUUGGGCAAACUGUAUUGCAAUUAAAUGAUCAAAUGUGUAAUUUGGAUCCAUUUAGUGCAAAUAUAUUACCUGAGCCAUUAGACCGUCUUGUAUGCCAAUGGGUAAACUGUGAGUACAAAACUGAAGAUCACCUUUUAUUUUACAUGCACAUUCAAUACCAUUUGAACGAUCUUGAGGGAGAAGCUGAAAAAUAUAACCCACCCAAAUUCAUAUGUGGUUGGAAAGAUUGCAAUUUGCAGUAUAGGUACAAAACAAAAAUAGAAGAGCAUAUGCGAACUCACACUCACGAAAAAACGAUAGCCUGUCCUACAUGCGGAUCCUUAUAUGCCAAUAAAAAUAAAUUUUCGGAGCACAUCAUGAGACAAGUCACGGAAGAAAAUCAAAAAUUUCGCUGCCAGUUAUGCAAAAAGCCUUUCGCGUCUCAAAAGAUUCUGAAAAUACACUGCAAGCAUCAUACAUCGUCAUACAAAUGCCCUUUCUGUCCUUUCGUAUUCGCCACGCCGGGUAACGUUAAGAAGCACAUAAACUACAAGCACCAAGAACAUCGCCCUUUUAAAUGCCAAAGUUGUGACAUCACCUCGAAAUCUAGGUACGACGCUCAGAAACACUUUGAAAUAAUUCACGGUCAAGAUAAAACCAAUGAAAUAUUCAGAUGUACCGCCAGCAUCGAGGUCAAUAAGUCUCAAACGCCGUGUCCAUUUGAGUGCAAAUCAGAGUUAGUGUUAUCUAGGCACUAUAGGCUUGAACAUCCUACACACGUUGUCUCGACCAUUCCAACUUUAAUAUCCAACCCGCCUCCUCCGCCGCUUACUUCUUCCGAAGUUGUUGAUAACUCGAAUCUCACGAAUUCGAUGUCCGUUUCUUCUUCUAACACCAAACCACCAAAAAAGAUCAAAAUCAUUCCUACGCUACGAUAUUUUUGUCACCUUUGCGAGAAAAAAUAUUCGCGCUCUGACAAAUUGAGUCGUCACUUGCAAACUAUACAUCAAUUCACCAAUCACAAUCAAAGAUUUCGCUACCAACUCUACGGGGACGGUAAUUAUCGGAUAAAACCACUAUUUAUUAUAGCUCUAGACAACGAUAAAAAUUCUAAUGAUUCCAUUAAUGACCCUAACAUUCCCUUUCCUCAUGCCGUCAAUUCUAAGCAACGUAAUACAAGUUGCCUCCCCAUAGCCUCAAACAAAAAUCUUUUACCCCAUAUUAAUAAUGAUGCCAGUUUAUCUAAUCUAAACAAUAUGUACAAGCCCGUUCUCAUUGACAACAUGGGCUACAAUUUCUCUAGUAGCGAGAAUGAGAACCUGUUAAUUUCCCCGAACCCCCUCCUGAACCAGCGACAUGAUUUCAACCCCCAUUUAAUCUCUAAAAAAUAUUUCGGGAAUGAUAAAGAUAUAGUGGUAGUGAAUAACAACAAUAACAAUCAGGGCAUCCAACAAUUUAAUUACGUCUUCAAUAAUUCUAAUCCCAUUCGUGAUGAAUCCGCAACCCAACAACGACUGUCUUACGAUGUUUUAGAAGCGGGCAACGCGGUUCGUUCUCAUAACUUUGAUAUGCAGCCUACACUAGAAUCCGGUAGCACUUAUCAUGUGUUGAAUUCUGUCAAGUUCAUCGAUCGAGAAAUAGUUUGAUAAGCUGUCCAUCAACGGGCCACGCUUUAAUAGAUCUUAUAAUUAUUUAGAUAACUCAUGUAUUUUAGUUAGGAAAUUGACAGAUUACUCUUUACAAGAUGUGGUGACUAAAUAGCGAAAAUCAUUUUAGCUGUAUACUUGUAACAAAUAAAAAUAGAAAAUUCUUUUUUUUUAAAAAAAAACUUAAUUAUAUUGACAUAAAUUAUCAAUAAUACUUAAAAUACUCGUCUCUCUUCCAAUAUGAUAUGAUUAAAUAAGAGAUUAGAAUUAUUAUUUUUUAACUAUAGUUAAUAAACCCCCCCUCCCCCUUAAUACCCUUUUUACCAGUUUUUAGCGUUUUUCAUUUUUCGAACGGCUUCCAAGAAAUAUAUAAUUUAAGGUGUAUCUUAUAACGAGUUAACGUUUUCCCCCUCUUUUCAUAUUAUAUAUUUCCGGCCUCUUAGGCCGUUAUAAACGGGUUUAUACUCUACUAUAUUUCAAUAAAAUUAUUUUGAUAAUUGAUUGUUUUUUUAUGGGGGACUUUUAAAAAAUCUUUAUUAGAAUAAAUUCCAUAUUUUUU